Striga asiatica is the source of this 1178-nucleotide messenger RNA. Lineage: Eukaryota; Viridiplantae; Streptophyta; Magnoliopsida; Lamiales; Orobanchaceae. The record is from the annotation of a GenBank genome assembly.
CGACUUGUAUAGCCAUCUACAACUAUUAACAAAAUGGUAUAUUAACAAGUGUCCUAUAAUAAAUACACUUUAGACAAAUGUCAACGCAUCGUGGAUCAAACUCUAUAGAAUUUUUGCUUCUUUUAACUUCCCCAAAACUCCCUCCACACACAUACUCUUUUACCCCUAAACCACUCCUUAAAGGCUUAAACCCCCCCUCCCAAAUCCCUAUAAUCAAAACCCAUUUUCCCCUUCCAUUUUUUUAUUCCUCCUCCUCAAACCAUUUCCCCUUUUCUUCUCCUUCCUCUCUUAUGGCUUCCUUACAAAACCCCAACCCCACUUCCUCUCUCCUCCUCCUCCUCCUCUUCCUUACACUCUCUCCAUCUCUUCCACUUGCCGCCUCCUCCAUCCACGACCUCCUCCGAUCCAUGGGCCUUCCGGCGGGCCUUCUCCCACGUGACGUCCGUUCCUACAGCUUCUCGGGCUCGGGCCUUCUCGAGGUCUUCCUCGACGGGCCGUGCCUCACAAAAUUCGACACGAUGGCAUUUUACGAAAGCGAGGUUCGGGCCAACCUCACCUAUGGAAGCCUAACGGGCGUCGAGGGGCUUUCGCAAGAGGAGCUUUUUCUAUGGCUUCCGGUCAAGGAUAUAAUUGUUGGCGAACCGGGUUCGGGCCUUAUACUCAUCGAUAUCGGCGUUGCACAUAAGCAGUUGUCUUUGUCUGUAUUUGAAAACCCACCUGAUUGCAGUGCUGAAAGUUUACUAAUGGAAAACUCCGUAAAAGAGAAGGCAUUUGCAGCACAAAGAUAAAAGAUAAAAGGAAAUGGAAAAAAAAUGCCUCUCGGUGUUCUUGUAAUUUAGUUUUUCUCUGCAGAUUAUAUUAUUACUGCUUCAUUUGGAGUAUAUAUUAGGAGUUGGUAUAAUAUGUUGGGUAGUCGGUGUUGGGAUCAGAUCAACUGAUUAUUAAUAUUACUAGAUCAGAAAUGCUAAUUUUCUAACAUUUAUUUAUUUUGUGGUCAUAUAUUUUAUUAGUAAUUUACAUAUGCAGCUCCAAGCCUCCAAAGGCUAAACCAUCUUCUCCCAACCACUCUAAUUUCAUGAAUACACAUCUUUCUAAUUAUUUAUUUUAUUUAUUGACAUUUGCACUAUAAAAUUCCUCCAAUUAAAGCCCGGAAAGUUGUGAUUCAAAAUAAUAUAAAC